Sinocyclocheilus rhinocerous is the source of this 1620-nucleotide messenger RNA. RefSeq names its product E3 ubiquitin/ISG15 ligase TRIM25-like. The transcript has a single exon. Gene Ontology annotation, molecular function: zinc ion binding. Lineage: Eukaryota; Metazoa; Chordata; Actinopteri; Cypriniformes; Cyprinidae. The record is from RefSeq and is a predicted model, not a curated record. Bases 250 to 1131 code for a protein of 293 amino acids.
GUGGGAAAAAAAUAAUAGGUAUGUCAAAAGUUUUGGCUGUUAGCGUAUUUUCUCAGGGAAAAGCAAUGAAAAAACACUUUGUUGACAGUUGAACCUGUCAAACAGGUUACUCUAAACACACCUGUUCCUUUUUCUUUCUCUUGCACUCACUUGCUCGGUUCGGUAUGAAACUUGAUUACGUAGCUUACUGUGUAGAGAGAGAACACUGAAUUUAUUAAAGCUAAUUAUUAGUUAAGAUAACUCCGUGAAAUGGCAGAGGAGUGUUUUGAAGACCUCGAUCCAUUCAACUGUCCCAUCUGUCUGGACGCACUCCAGGAUCCAGUGACGAUUCCCUGCGGACACAACUACUGCAUGAGCUGUGUUAAAGAAUACUGGGAUAAAAAUGGCAGCAAAUACACGGGUUACAGUUGCUCUCAGUGCAGGAAGACCUUCUCGCCUCGACCUGUCCUCAACAAAAACACCAUGUUUGCAGAAGUGGUGGAGCGGUUUAAAAACACAGGCCUUCAGGAUCCUCCACCCACACGUUAUGACGGACCUGGACACACGGAGAGAGAAAUCUGCACAGCAGAAAACUCCAAAAACGUCAAGAUGUGUCCAGAAAGUGAGGAUUUGUGCUGCAGGGCCCACCUGAGAUAUCGUAACAAUGGCUAUCCCAGAGAAAAGCACACAGUUAUCGUUGUAAGCGGGGAACCCAAAGGAAAUAUUUGUUUGCGGCACAACAGGCUAUUGGAGUUUUCUUGUCGGACAGACCAACGGUUCAUCUGCCCACUGUGUCUUAAUGAAGCCCACCAAGGACAUGAAGCGUUUUCAUUGGCACCUCAGAAGACGCAAACACUAGAGUGCAGUACGACUCUAGAGAAACGAGAGCACAGGAGUAAAGACAAAACAACUGGACAAUGUAAAAGGAGAAGUCAUGGCUCUAGGCAUAGACAUGGACACAGGAGCGGACAGACCCGGGGUUCACAUGCUAAAAGAGGGCAUCAAACACACUGGCAUAAAAGUAGUAAACACAGAGGUAAUUCGCAUGAGCACAGUCAUGAGGCUGGACACCGAAAGAGACGACUGGGAAUCAUGGUCAUGACAGGACCUGGCACUAGAAGAACCUCUGCGGAUAAUGUUAAAGCAGUCUGAACCUUGAUUUUGUGCACAGCGUUACAAGUGCCAUGUUGUUUUCUAGAGGAAUGUUGCUUUUGCUAGAUUCAGGCAUCGACGGAAAGCUCGCGUCAUUUCUUUUGUGAGUCAGCAAUCCAUUUCUGGACGCUUUUUAUGUUCAUUCUAUUGUAUUACUGAAUAGUAUUAAUUAGCAUGAUUGUUUGAUGUUGUUUGUUGUUCUCAAUUCAGUGUUGGGUGUAACUAACACAUCUAAAAUAACUUGUACACUUGGAUCACAUUUGUUAUUAAUAUAUUAUAAUAUGAAAACAACCUGUUUUGAAGAGUUACGAUGUUUCCUGAUUGUUGUAUCGGAGUUUUUUUUUUGCACAUGUAUAAGGGAUGUUUUUCUUUGCAGCUGCUUAAUUACUAAAAUGGCUUGAUUUUGUGACAAUUUCAAAAGAAAUUUCAUGACUUUUCAAUUGUUCGUUAUUACGAGAUAAAAAUGUUUAAAAAUCUUAGGUUUAUAAA